GUCACUGUCGUGUGCAGUGUACGCCAGCUGCUCCCCAAAGCGCACCGGUCACGAAACUUCCACAGCCGCCAAAAAUAAGCGGCUCAGUCAGUCCCUCGGACUUCACCUGGGAACUUUACCGUGGCUUCCAGCGGAUAGGUGGAUUUGGAACUGGUGGACGUGGUUCGACGCUCGUGCAGACUUGACAGGUUGAUUCUGGAUUGGUAACAGAGCCAGAGGGAUUCCAAGUGUACAGACGAGGGUACUAAUCUUCUGGAUGUGCUUUGGGGAACAAUGAAUCACCACGUGGGCUAACCUCGAUCCGGGACGAUAGAUGGAGAACCAGGAAGGAAGACCAUAAUCGAAUUACGUUCCGAAGAUAGGAAGGAACAGACACGAGGAACCUCGUCGACGAUGUUUUAUCAGCUCGAACCAGUUCACCGGUUAAGAACGGGUCCCAUCUAAUUCACCUCGCAGAGACAGAAGAAGGAACCAUGAACGGGAUAGGAAAAAGCUUAAUCUAGAUCGUAGGAGCAGCCGGUGCACGCAGCAGUUAGCUUGAAAUGCUGGCGACGAUAAUCGUAAAGAGACGUGUUCCAUGGCGAUUGUUAUCCCCGGAGUGGCGCUUAUCACGCGAUUUCAUGGAUCCGAUCGCAGUGGGGCCUCAUCGCGAUAAGUAACGCGUGCUGCGUGUCCCGCCGCCAUUUUCAGCGAAGCUCCCUCUGCCGGGUGGUCUCGGAAGACUCCUCGGGGAGUCGGGGCGAAAUCAUGAGAGGAACAUCUCGAUAAUCGUAAAAAAAGGAGAAGGAAGAAAGCAAAGGGAGGAGGAGCUUUGCUCCGAUCGCGAGAUUUCGAUCGACAAUGGCGUUUCUCACCGAUGGGAUCGAGUGAGAACUAGACUGUUCCACCCUUGGACAGGCUAUCGAUUAAACAGGCUACGAUGACGGGAAACCUUUGGCCAAUUUGCCUGGUCGUUGACCACUGUUGCACGAUGUUCUGUAAGAGACAGAAGCGUAGUUAGGUGAUCUAGUCUGUGGUGUUUGGGGAAGGAUGACGUUGUCAAGGGUCUUGGUGAUUUUGCUGGCUGGUGUACAGACGGUUCUAGGGAUGGAGGAUCAGAACACGUGUUUGAAGAGCAAGAGCUUGUUCGAGAUUCCUGGUGACGCUGUUUUGUCUGUGUUCUUGGAUAUUAAUCAUGGCCUCUACUGCAACGUCACGAGUAACACUGGGCUGCAGGAGGUCUUCACAGCCUCGUACGUGGUGCAUGCUUUGAACAAGUACGAAUCUAUCCCUGGACUCUUGCUGGGCUUGAAAAUCUUCGACACGUGCAACGACGAGAUAUCAGUGUACAAGCAAGCGAUACAAACAACCGUGGACGCAGAUUGCACGGAACGAUACGAAAUGGGGAUACUGUUGCCAUCGGAGUACACGACGAUCUUGGAGCCACUUCGUAAUUACAGCGUGCUGCCGAUCAGCACGUACAACGAGCAGAAUUUGACAAGGCCCUUGAUCAAUCUAAUGGUCCACUACCUCAGCACCAGGUUCGAAACUAUCGAUCUGCUCCUGGUGAAUCACGACUUCGCGUUGAAUUUGUUCCUCGAUACAACGAAGGAGGCUGGAAUUUGCGUGAAGAAUUACGGAGACACGUUUGAGCUGGAGGACGAUGAAACGGAACCUGUGAUCGCUGUCAUUGGACAGAGGAACGAUUUGAGACAGUGGAUCGAGAGAGGGGAGAAGCUACAGGGAUCCAGGAAGACCUGGAUCGCACUGCCAAUCGAUGGAUCCAAUAUCGAUGACCUAGUUCCCCCAGGCUCGUACGUCGUACGAACUUCGCCGUUCAACCUGGACCUGCUCCAGGACGUGUCAUCACCUGACAGAUUCCUCAACCCUGCGAACAGUCCCGUGAUCCAUUCGCCGCAUUUACUAGGUGUCGGGAAGGCGAUCGUCGAAUUGGCUCAGUUGCUGCAGGACCUUCAGAAACGGAACUGUCCUCGGGGGAUGGAGACGUCCUGCGUGAUGCCACGCUUCAACCCACAUACGCGACAGGACAUAAGGAACGCGGACGUGUACAACGCACUCCGCAUACUGCCGAAAUCCCACUCCAUCAAGUACAUCGUGGCGAUGAAGAGCCAACAGGAGAUGGUCGACAUGGCCGCGUACAGGAUAGACCCGGCGAGCUCGAAAUUUAAAAUCGCGCCAGAGUCGAGGGUGCCCAAGAUGCCGAGGCUGUGUCUGAAGAAGAACGCGAGGAACUGCGAGGGUUGCGCGAAUUUCAAGAAGAGAUUCGGCCACCGUGGUGUGACCAAAGAUACACUGGACAGGGGUUUAUUAAAGCCUGGCAACUGGAUAGCAAUUUUCCUGACGGUGGUGGUGUGCGGCACGUUCGCCUGCGGCGUGAUUGCCGUCUUCAUUAUCUAUCGCUUCAUCGUGGAGGACGUUCUCGAUGGGAACCCAGCGUUAACGAUCGUCCUGAUACUGGCCAACGUGUUCACCCUGCAGACGGUGCUUCCGUUUUGCAUCAACGACGACUAUUUAGGCGCCGAGCCACUCAACUCCAGGAAGAUCCUCUUCGUCACCCUAGCCUUCGGCCUGGACUUCUCCGUCAUGCUGUCCAGGGCGUUCUUCCUGGUCUUCUCCAAAGGUGGCGUCUUCACUGCUCACAUCAACGGCUACCUUCAGGGUCUCAUGGUGUUCUUCAUGUUCUGCGUGCAGCUCGCCAUGUCGGUUAUGUUCUUCGUUUUCAGCACUCACGAGUCAGCUGUGGUCGUCAGGAGUUUGAUCUUCAUCGCACUCCUGGGCUACGACAUAUUUCUACUAGUCAUCCUGUUCAUCGUGUGCUUCUUCAUCUCACAACUGCCGCGCAAUUAUCGCGAGGGCAAGUGCUUCUUUGGCACAUCCAUCGGCCUACUGAUCGCCUGGGCCAUCUGGCUCACCUGCUUCAUCCUCGUGGAACCGGAGUCCCGUGACACGGUCGUGUGCUUCGGAAUUAUUUCCACCGCCUAUAUGAUCAUUAUUGGGCUCCUGAUACCGAGGACUUACUACAUGGUCACGCAUAUAGCCAGGGGCAAGGAGUUCGUACAGAGGUUUGGGUCCACCGAUCUGGGACCCGAUCCGAGGACCAGCACCCUUGCCAGACAGAAUCGUCCAUUUUACGACUACGUGCACUCCGGAGGAGGAAGCAUGACGAAUUUGCAGGUGACACCGGUGUAUCCGAAUUAUUACGGCAGUUCCAGUCCAAAUCAGAAAUAUCUGGGACAGAAUAGAGGAUCUGACACGCGAAGGAUACCUGGAUACAACAAUUAUGGAUACCAUUCUGAGAUGCGAGAAGUGAAUAACACCUACACGGUACCGCAAGUCUGCAUCGAGGAUGCGGACUCAAGGCUGAGCCCCGUGGUGGAGCGGAGCAACUUGAGCUCGACGUACGCGCGGCCAAAGUGUCACCGGAAGCGGAAGCCGAAGGAGGACAGAGACUGCAUCGAGACCGACGUGUACGUCGAGGGUAACAUCAAUACCAGCCGCAGAUCUCACGACGAAAUCUAUCCAGCCAGUCCCAGCAACCCUAAACUGACCCAAACCGAGGCGACCAUCCGCGAGGAAGACGAAGGAGAAGACUCCACCAGGAUCACUAGAUUCUAACACAGUGCCCUAAAUCAUAACAGCGACCAUAAUCGUUAAAUAAACUGCUAACUUCUUUUGAGACAAACUGGUGUUAUCAAGGAUUUUUCGGAAAUUAUGGUUGGACUAACGAGAAAACUGCAAAAUGGAGUGCAAU
Messenger RNA from Eufriesea mexicana, 3751 nucleotides. It is a transcript of the gene boss, whose product is annotated as G protein coupled receptor bride of sevenless. The coding region runs from base 1030 to 3615 and encodes 861 amino acids. The transcript has 9 exons. Lineage: Eukaryota; Metazoa; Arthropoda; Insecta; Hymenoptera; Apidae. The record is from RefSeq and is a predicted model, not a curated record. Gene Ontology annotation, molecular function: G protein-coupled receptor activity; sevenless binding. Gene Ontology annotation, biological process: G protein-coupled receptor signaling pathway; visual perception. Gene Ontology annotation, cellular component: membrane.